AUGGAUUUCGCGCCCUACCAAUCCGAGUCCCCCGAAGCUUCCCGCUCCUACAAUCGUCCGCUAUCACCACCUGUCAGAGCAUCGACGUAUUCACCGCUGCCAGCUUCGUCGCAGCUGCCGCCGCCGAUAUUACCACCAGGAGGGGGCUACAGACCGAGUGGAUGGGGCUCCGGGGAUAGGGAGACAGUUAAUCAGUUUGAGACCAGCUUGCCGAUACGACUCGACUGGGAGGCUGUCAUGGCAUACGUUUUGUUACCGCCUGCAGGAGGCGUGUUGUUAUUGAUCAUGGAGCACAAGAGCGACUAUGUCAGAUUCCACGCAUGGCAGUCAUCACUACUCUUCGCGGCCCUUGUGAUUCUGCACGCCUUCCUCAUGUUCUCGGCGUUCCUGUCGUAUACGCUGCUGCUCGUCGACUUGGGCCUCAUUGCGUGGUUGAGUUUGCACGCGUACAGAGACGCGGACACACUGGAUAGAUGCGAAGUGCCUUUCUUCGGACCGCUCGCGAGCUCGAUUCUGGACGAUGAGUGA
Messenger RNA from Morchella importuna, 528 nucleotides. RefSeq lists its product as uncharacterized. The record is from RefSeq and is a predicted model, not a curated record. Lineage: Eukaryota; Fungi; Ascomycota; Pezizomycetes; Pezizales; Morchellaceae. The coding region runs from base 1 to 528 and encodes 175 amino acids. The transcript has 5 exons.